UGACCUCACUCCACACAGGCUGGGGCAGACCCUGGAGAAACAAGGCAGCCAUGAGAGCCCCCUCAUGCCACUUUUAAAGCCAAUUUUGCUGCUUUCCCCCCAAAAAAAUCCUCUCUUUAUUCAAAAUUCUUUAUAUUGCAACUAAAGAUAUGGAGGUGCUUCUCCAUUUACUUACUGUCAAUUUUGCUUGUUGAAGAAAGAAGCUGACAAGAUAUUUCUCAUUUACAAAGCUUUCUUAAAGGAAUAUUUUCGACACUAGCACUUUACUCCAGGAAGGGGCGGCUCUAAGAAUCAUUCUCUCUUAAGGAAAGUCUGCUGCAAAGAACAAAAAAACACGAAACCUCAGAAGUGUGGUAUUGACUUAAGAGAGAAAAAUGGAUCCAAGUGGAGCAGUGACAGAGGAAGGAACUCAGAAAAAAAAGAAGAGACCUCUAGUACCACCAGCUCCCAGACCCCCUCGAUCACUUUUCUGCCUCUCAUUAAGAAAUCCAUUUAGGAAAAGCUGCAUAAACAUAGUAGAAUGGAAACCUUUUGAAAUAAUUAUUCUCCUGACCAUCUUUGCCAACUGCCUGGCGUUGGCAAUCUAUCUACCCAUGCCUGAGGAUGACACCAACACAUCUAAUGCUAUACUGGAAAAGAUUGAGUAUAUCUUUUUGUUCAUCUUCACCAUUGAAUCAUGUUUAAAGAUAGUAGCAUAUGGAUUUAUCUUGCACACGGAUGCAUAUUUGCGCAAUGGCUGGAACAUCCUGGACUUUACAAUAGUGUCUGUAGGAGUCUUUACAGUGUUACUGGAACACAUCAACAAAGCACAUGGCCCAGAUGGAGGCAAAGGAACAGGAUUUAAUGUUAAGGCCUUAAGAGCUUUCCGUGUUCUGAGACCACUUCGCUUGGUAUCUGGAGUGCCGAGCCUCCAGGUAGUUCUGAACUCCAUCAUUAAGGCAAUGCUUCCACUUCUCCACAUCGCUCUUCUUGUCCUCUUUAUGAUUAUUAUAUAUGCCAUUGUUGGACUGGAAUUGUUUUCUGGCAAGAUGCAUAAAACAUGUUAUUUUAUUGGAACAGAUGUAAUAGCUUCAGUGGACAAGCCGGCACCUUGCAGCACAGGAGGUCAGGGCCGUCAGUGCACAAUGAAUGGAACAGAGUGCAGGGGCUGGUGGCCAGGUCCCAACAAUGGAAUCACACACUUUGACAACUUUGGCUUUGCUAUGCUCACUGUGUACCAGUGUAUAACUAUGGAAAGCUGGACAGAAGUGCUAUACUGGGUUAACGACGCCAUUGGUAACGAAUGGCCCUGGAUUUACUUUGUAAGCCUAAUCCUUCUGGGCUCCUUCUUUGUCCUCAAUCUUGUUCUGGGUGUCUUGAGUGGGGAGUUUACAAAGGAACGAGAGAAGGCUAAGUCACGUGGUGCUUUUCAAAAGCUGAGGGAACAGCAGGCAAUGGAUGAGGAUUUGCGUGGGUACUUGGACUGGAUAACACAUGCAGAGGUCAUGGAUCCAGACAUGGAGCUAGGAGAGGGUUUCUUACAGUUAGAAGAGGGAGGCUCAGAAACAGACAGUCUGUAUGAGAUGGAAGGAAUCAACAAGUGCAUCAGCUUUUUCCGCCAGUGGCGUCACUGGCACCGCCUUCUGCGUAGGAAGUGUCGCACUCUUGUGAAAUCUAACUUGUUUUACUGGCUUGUUAUCAUUGUGAUCCUAUUUAAUACCAUUACCAUAGCAACAGAACACCACAAUCAAUCCCAAUGGUUAACAAGAGCUCAAGAUAUAGCAAAUCAAGUACUGUUGGCUCUUUUCACAAUGGAGAUGAUCCUGAAGAUAUAUGCUUUGGGGUUCCAAGCAUAUUUCAUGUCACUCUUUAAUCGAUUUGAUUGCUUCGUGGUAUGUACUGGACUUCUGGAAGUCCUGUUGGUGGCAAGCAACAUCAUGUCCCCACUUGGAAUAUCAGUACUCCGGUGUAUAAGGUUGCUACGAAUUUUCAAGAUCACACGGUACUGGACAUCCCUUAAUAACCUUGUGGCUUCUCUCCUAAACUCAGUCCGAUCAAUUGCAUCUCUUCUUCUUCUGCUUUUCCUCUUCAUGAUCAUUUUUUCCCUGCUGGGAAUGCAAAUGUUUGGCGGCAAGUUUGAUUUUGAGGACACAGAGAUUCGGAGGAGCACUUUUGAUAACUUCCCUCAAUCGCUGAUCACUGUAUUCCAGAUUCUGACUGGAGAAGACUGGAACUCAGUAAUGAAUAAUGGAAUUAUGGCAUAUGGGGGUCCUUCCUUCCCCGGGAUGUUGGUCUGCAUCUACUUUAUCAUACUUUUUGUCUGUGGAAACUACAUCUUGCUUAAUGUAUUUCUGGCCAUUGCAGUUGAUAAUCUGGCAGAAGCAGAGAGCCUAACAUCUGCACAAAAAGCAAAGGCGGAGGAACGUAAACGCAAGAAGUUAGCUCGUUCACAGCCCGAUAAAUCAGAGGAAGAAAGACUACUAGCAAAGAAACUAGAACAGAAAGCCAAAGGGGAAGGAAUCCCAACAACUGCCAAGCUUAAGAUAGAUGAAUUUGAGUCGAAUGUCAAUGAAAUCAAGGAUCCAUAUCCCUCUGCAGACUUCCCAGGUGAUGACGAAGAGGAGGAACCUGACAUCCCUCUUAGUCCUCGACCACGUCCACUUGCAGAGUUGCAGCUCAAAGAGAAAGCAGUUCCAAUGCCUGAGGCCAGCUCAUUCUUCAUAUUUAGUCCCACAAACAAGAUUCGACUGCUUUGUCACCGCAUUGUUAAUGCUACCACAUUCACUAAUUUUAUCCUGCUGUUCAUCCUACUGAGCAGCAUCUCACUUGCUGCUGAGGAUCCUAUUCAACCUGAUUCCUUCCGUAACCUGAUAUUGUCUAAAUUUGACAUUGUUUUCACUGUUAUUUUUACCACUGAAAUUGUUUUAAAGAUGACAACAUAUGGUGCAUUCCUUCACACAGGCUCUUUCUGCAGGAAUUAUUUUAAUAUUCUUGAUCUCCUUGUGGUUGGAGUUUCUCUCAUUUCAUUUGGAAUACAAUCUAGUGCUAUCUCUGUGGUGAAGAUUCUCAGGGUUCUCAGAGUUUUACGUCCACUCAGAGCGAUAAACAGAGCCAAAGGCUUAAAGCAUGUAGUUCAGUGUCUUUUUGUGGCCAUAAAAACAAUCGGCAACAUAGUCCUUGUCACCACACUUCUUCAGUUCAUGUUUUCCUGCAUCGGAGUGCAGCUUUUCAAGGGCAAGUUUUACAGCUGCUCAGACAUCACCAAGAUGACAAGUGAGGAAUGCAAUGGAUAUUAUAUUGAUGCAAAGGAUGGAAACCCUAACCAGUUGCAGUUAAAGGAAAGAAUCUGGUCUCAUAGUAACUUCCAUUUUGAUAAUGUCCUUUCUGGGAUGAUGUCUCUGUUCACCAUCUCAACAUUUGAAGGCUGGCCACAAUUGCUGUACAGAGCUAUAGAUUCUCAUGCAGAGGAUAUGGGUCCCAUCUAUAAUUAUCGUAUAGAGAUUGCUGUAUUCUUCAUAGUGUACAUCAUCCUCAUAGCCUUUUUCAUGAUGAACAUAUUUGUGGGAUUUGUCAUCGUUACCUUCCAGGAGCAAGGAGAACAAGAGUACAAGAACUGUGAGCUGGAUAAGAACCAGCGUCAAUGUGUACAGUAUGCUUUAAAGGCCCGCCCCCUACGUCGUUACAUCCCAAAAAAUCCUCAUCAGUACAAGAUCUGGUACUUGGUUACUUCAUCAUACUUUGAGUAUCUAAUGUUUGCACUCAUCUUUCUGAACACCAUCAGCCUUGGGAUGAAGCAUUAUGGACAGACUCCUGAGUUUGAUCACCUAUCAGACCUCUUAAAUGUGACUUUUACUGGAAUCUUUACUUUGGAAAUGGUUCUUAAAUUAUUGGCAUUCAAGGCUAAGGGCUACUUUGGGGACCCCUGGAACGUGUUUGAUUUCCUAAUUGUUAUUGGCAGUAUUAUUGAUGUCAUCCUGAGUGAAAUAGAUACUGUCCUUGCUCCCAGCGGUGGGCUGUUCUGUCUCAGUGGUGGCUGCACGCCUAGCGUUACUCCAGUAGUAACAACAGGCACAGAAGACUCAUCUCGCAUCUCCAUUACAUUUUUCCGGCUGUUCCGUGUUAUGCGUCUUGUAAAGCUGCUGAGCAGAGGAGAGGGCGUGAGGACCUUACUCUGGACAUUCAUAAAAUCUUUUCAGGCACUUCCAUAUGUGGCACUGUUGAUUGUAAUGCUGUUUUUUAUCUAUGCUGUGAUUGGAAUGCAGGUAUUUGGGAAAAUUGCCAAUGUUGAUGGAACGCAUAUAAACAGGAACAAUAAUUUUCAGACGUUCCCUCAGGCUGUGUUGGUACUGUUCAGGUGUGCAACUGGUGAGGCAUGGCAGGAGAUUCUUCUUGCAUGUUCCUAUGGAAAAUUAUGUGAUCCAGACUCAGAUUACCUGCCUGGUGAGGAGUACACAUGUGGGACCAGCUUUGCCUAUUUCUACUUUAUCAGUUUCUACAUGCUAUGCGCUUUCCUGAUCAUAAACCUGUUUGUUGCUGUAAUCAUGGAUAACUUUGACUACCUGACUCGUGACUGGUCCAUUUUGGGACCACAUCAUCUGGAUGAAUUUAAGAGAAUCUGGGCAGAAUAUGACCCGGAGGCCAAGGGGAGAAUAAAGCAUUUAGAUGUUGUUACCCUUCUCCGGAGAAUACAACCACCUCUGGGUUUUGGAAAAUUUUGCCCACACCGGAUUGCCUGUAAGAGGUUGGUCAGUAUGAACAUGCCUUUGAAUAGUGAUGGUACUGUAACCUUUAAUGCCACUUUAUUUGCUCUUGUGAGGACAGCUCUAAAGAUAAAGACUGAAGGUAAUUUUGAGCAGAGCAAUGAAGAAUUAAGAAUGAUUAUUAAGAAGAUUUGGAAAAGGACUAGUAUGAAACUAUUGGACCAAGUCAUUCCACCAAUUGGAGAUGAUGAGGUUACCGUUGGAAAGUUUUAUGCCAUAUUCCUGAUCCAAGAGCAUUUCCGUAAGUUCAAGAAACGGCAAGAAGAGUAUUAUGGGUAUAGGCCCAAGAGGAAUAAUGUGGAAAUCCAGGCCGGGCUGCGCACAGUGGAGGAGGAGGUAGAGCCUGAGUUACAACGUGCCAUCUCUGGAGAUCUGACUGCUGAAGAGGAGCUAGAAAGAGCUAUGGUGGAGGCAGCUUUAGAAGAGGGAAUAUAUCGGAGGACAGGUGGUCUAUUUGGCCAAGAGGACGUCUUCGCGACAGAGCCUGUGAGCCCGUUGCACACCACCAUCACAAGCCAACGACCCCUGCGCUUCUCUGAGGCAGGGAGUGAAGAUCUAGAGUCACCUGUUUUCCUGCCAGACCCUGUAUUUUUCCCUCCCCCAAGAAGGAAUCGUAAUACCAACAAUAGUACAAUACCUGGGGAACAAAGAGACAGACUUACUACUUUAGAUUCUAAAAUAACACAAGAGAAGGAAGAUUCGUGGGAUGCCAUAAAUUAGGAGGCACAGACGGACCUACUUAUGGGCGUCACAACAUUCUCUAAUCCAUGAAGGUAUGAAGAUGGAAAGCCAAAUUACAUGUCGGGCAAAACUGCUUCUACCACCACCUUUGGAUUUAACUAAUCUCUUACAGUCUCAGCUGAUGUCAUAGACCUACCUGGCAGCGAAAGGAUUAUGCAAUCGUUAGGGAUCUGGCAACGAUUCCCCCUAACAAUAAUUUAAAAAUAAAACAUUCUUUUUGGAUGUCCCUUGUCA
This is a messenger RNA of Bombina bombina (fire-bellied toad), 5714 nucleotides long. It is a transcript of the gene CACNA1S, whose product is annotated as calcium voltage-gated channel subunit alpha1 S. The record is from RefSeq and is a predicted model, not a curated record. Gene Ontology annotation, biological process: calcium ion import across plasma membrane. The transcript is spliced from 43 exons. The coding region runs from base 375 to 5459 and encodes 1694 amino acids. Gene Ontology annotation, cellular component: membrane; voltage-gated calcium channel complex. NCBI's taxonomy places the organism in Eukaryota, Metazoa, Chordata, Amphibia, Anura, Bombinatoridae. Gene Ontology annotation, molecular function: high voltage-gated calcium channel activity.